Molecule: messenger RNA, 3043 nt
Organism: Tetranychus urticae (two-spotted spider mite)
Lineage: Eukaryota; Metazoa; Arthropoda; Arachnida; Trombidiformes; Tetranychidae
Product: ABC transporter G family member 20
Cellular component (GO): membrane
Molecular function (GO): ATP binding; ATP hydrolysis activity; ABC-type transporter activity
Source: RefSeq, a predicted model, not a curated record
UUUCUGACAAACUGAGAAGGAUUGGAAUGAUUAGGAGGUUCGGUCAGUUUGAUAUCGAAGCACUUAGAAAGGAAAGAAAAUUAAGAAAUGAUCCAUUGGUAUUAGCCAUGUUUAACUAAGGCACCAUUUUAAGUUUUCAACCCUAGCUGCAAGUUGUCCUGUUUAGUCACAACAGACAACAUGUGUCCAUGAAGAUGUUGAUCAACUUAAUUGUGUUUCCUCCUUUCUCUUGCAACUGUUUUUACUUUUGUUAGACCAUCGUCAUAAUUAAUAAAUCAACCUAGAUUAUUUCAUGUUUAAGGAUAUUUACAAUCAAUUUACAAAACACCAUUAAUCAAUUCUGUGUGUUUUUAUCUUGCCUUUUCCCUUUGUUUCCGUUACCCUUUUUUUGGACUUUUUUGAAUGUUGCUUCUAGUUUCAAUUUGAAUUUUGUGUUGGUCCUAUUUACUGUAAACCACAAAAAUUCAAAUUUUAUUUGUUAUCAAAAACUAGAGAUCGUGUAGAGACGGCAAAUCAUUAAAUUGUUUUGUUUUGUUGUGUCUUGGUUCCUAGUUUUAUUUCAUCUUUUAUUUAGACUUUUUAUGAAUUCUUUUUUUCAAAUCCAACUGUAAUGGUGUCUUUUGAUCCUAACAAUAAUCCAUCUGGUCAACCUAAUCAUCCAGUCAUCGCAAUCAGUACAACAUGUGAAACAAGUGAUUCAGUUAAAACUAAAUUGGCCAUUCGUGGUCGUAACCUUUGCUUAACUUAUGGAUCAGGUGAUAAGGCUACUUAUGUCUUGAAUAAUUUAUCCAUAUCAGUUCCUGCUGGUGGCAUCUAUGGAUUACUUGGACCUUCCGGGUGUGGUAAAACUUCGCUACUUAAAAUAAUUUCGGGACUUACAGCUCCUGAUAGUGGAACUGUCCGGGUUUUCGGCUCUAAACCAGGUGAACGGGUUAGUGGUGUACCCGGACCUGGAAUAGGUUACAUGCCACAGGAUAUUGCUCUGAUUCCAGAUUUAACAGUAGAAGAAAUGUUAGCCUAUUUUGGUAAUUUGUACUUUCUUCCUGCUCCAGUUAUACGCAAACAGAUCAACGAUCUCGUAAAUUUAUUGGAAAUUCCAGAUAAAAAGCGACCCAUUGAGAAUAUGAGUGGUGGACAACAGCGACGUUUAUCACUGGCAUGUACAAUUAUCCAUAAACCUCGACUAGUGAUUCUCGAUGAACCAACGGUUGGUGUUGAUCCUCUAUUGUGUGAAAGAAUCUGGAAACUUCUUUAUAGCAUGGCUCGUGAAGAAUCAAUGACCAUCAUUGUAACAACUCAUUAUAUCGAAGAAUGUCGUAAGGCUAAGAUGGUUGGUUUCAUGAGAAAAGGAGAAAUCCUGGAAGAAGACGAACCAGAAUCUUUGAUCAAUCGGUUUUCAGCUGACAAUCUGGAAGAUGUUUUCUACAAAAUUUGUUUGAAUCAGAAACGUCGCAACACCAUGUGUUUACCAACAUUUAAUAAACAACGUAAAUCAAUUGCUUCAGUUGUUGUUGAUGAUUCCCAUUUAGAUAAAGUAGAACCCUUCAAAUCACCUCAAGAUAAUCGUCCAAUUUAUUCUCGUUUUUGGCCAAUAUGGACACUUUAUAAGCGAUAUUUGGUUCAAAUUCUGAGACAACCCAUAUUCUUGUUGAUUCUUUUCAUGUUUCCAAUAACUUCUCUUGGAUUACUGUUCGUUUGUCUUGGACACUCACCAAAAGAUUUACCAAUAGGAUGGGUUGUUGAGGAAACUCCUGAAUACGGACUAUUCCAUGCAAGACCCGAGGAAUUUGAUCAAGCGUUUACUAAAUAUCAGAUACCAUUUUACCCAGACUUGUUGCGAAGUAAAUUGGACCCAAAGACAUUAAAUAUAAUUCCUUACGAUAGUUUAGAUGCUGGUUUAACUGAUGUAAGACGCGCAAAAUUGGAUAGUGUUGUUUAUAUGAGUAGAGGAUUCUCAGAAGCAUUCCAUGAGAGAAUCAAUUAUUUAAGUGCCAAUGACAUUGACGAUGAUACAAUUAAAAGAGGUACAAUAAAUGUUUAUGGAGAUUUAACAGAUGCUUUCGCUAUGACCACACUUCAACUCAGCCUCCAACUGUCAUUGCUCAAUGUUAUGAAUGAAACAGCUCCUGCAGCUAACCUGCCAUACUACGCUCGUACCCUGCCUUUUCAAAUCGGUACUCCAAUCUAUGGUAGUUUAGGUGACACAGAAAGUUUUGGACUGCAAGAUUAUGCUGCUCCGGGUUUCAUGGUCGUUAUCCUUUACAGUUGCUCUUUAGGUUUAUCAGCUUUAGGUUUGGCAGCUGAAGUUGCUGACAAAAUGUUUGAUCGUAACUAUUCGACCGGAAUUACCAUUGGUCAACUAUUAAUUGCUCAAGUUGCUGCCCGUUUCACAUAUUUGUCGCUCAAUUGUGCUUUUGUUUUCAUUGUAGUUAUUUAUGUCUUUAAAAUCAAAUGUUAUGGUUCCUUCUGGAUCGGAUUGGCUUUAUUGCUUCUCCAAACAUUGGUGGGCCAAACGAAUGGAAUGGUUUUCGCUGCCAUUUUCCCUGCUAUUCAACAUUUGGCUUUUGUCGCACUUGGUUCACUUCUUUACAUGCUCUUUAUUUCUGGAGUUUUCUGGCCGGUUGAAGCUCUACCAUAUUAUUUCCGUUAUUUGUCGAGUUCACUUCCAUUCACUGAACCCGCCAAAGCAUUGAGAAGCCUAAUGAUUAAGGAAGGAGCUCCAUUUCAUCCUUUAAUAUGGCCUGGACUGGUUGUUUCCACCGGUUGGUUUUUCAUGCUUUUGGCUUUAUCCUAUUUUAUUUUCAAAAUCAAGUUUAAUCGAUCUUGAAGUGAUAAAUUAUACUUUUAAAUAUGAACUAAAUUAAGUAAAAUCUGGAAUGAAAUUGCUGUUGAAAAUAGCAAUCAAAUUCACUAAGCAUCACUAUUGAUUAAUGGCCUCCAAGUUUUAGUGUUUUCCGUUUUUAAGUGUUUCGAUUCAAUUUCGAUCAAUUUUAAUUCACGCUGUUUCGUACAGCAUCGCAAUAAAAUUUUUACAACUUAUCAA